CGGACAAAACCAGUUGUCACUGCCCAUUAUAUAAACACAUGUACCUUCCUUGUACUCUUUCGUGCCCAAAACACUUAUUUUCCAACAUAAUCGGUUCAAUUAUAUAUUAGCAAUUAUCCUCUUCACUCGCUCACACAAACACAAACAUUGCUACAUAGUUUUUUUUUUGCUGCCCCAUUUUUGAAUCAAGGUUCAAAUUGAAAGUCCAUAUUUUUGCUUUGUUUAUUGACACGAUUAAUUUUUUGUUACUUCACUAGCUAGGGAGAACAUGAAGAAUAGAGCAUCUGGAAUUUUGAAGUUGAUAGCUGCUCUGAGGUCAAUGGCCAAGUCAAAGGCUUUGGCUUUGAAGUCCAAAACGAACGCCAUGAAGGCUCGGUUGGUUAUAUUCUCACUUGUGAUGAACAAGAAGUAUGUGAUGAGCACCAUUUCUGACAAGUUCCAAUCUCUUCUGGGGCACCAUUCACAUCUCAAAGAAGAUUGCUUAUUGGAAGAUGAUGGCAAGUGCAUGGUGGCCGAUGACAAUGCACACUUGCAUGAGACACAUGUUGGUGUUGGUGAUUCCACAUCCACUAGUGAUAUAAUUAAAAUAGAGUGUUCAAGUGGAGAACAACUUUUCACCGUUAAUCCUCGUGAGAGCCAUGUGGUGCCGGAGGACAAAGAUUAUGAUGAUGAUGAUGGAUGUGAAUGUUGGUAUGGAGAUGAUGAUGGUGAUGGUAAGUACCCUGAUCUUACACACACAAUGUUUGAGUCGGAGGAUUUGGAUCUUGGAGGCUCGGUGAUUGAUUUAGUGAAGAGUUCAAAGGAAGAAGCAGGGGAAGAGUUCAAAAUGGAGGAUGAAAUUGAUCACAUGGCUGACCUUUUCAUCAAGAAAUUCCGCAGGCAAAUCUUGUUGCAGAAACAAGAUUCUUUGAAGAGGCACCAUGACAUGCUCUGCUGAAAUAAGGUGCUUCAAACAUGAAACCAAUGUUUACUUUAGGACAAAAUUUAAAUACAAUUUCAAGGUUUUAUAGGUGAUUUCAAAUACUUAUGAAAUGAAAUUACAUUUAAAUUGUCUGUUUUUUUUUUUGGUGAAGUUCAUAAAAGC
Molecule: messenger RNA, 1084 nt
Organism: Cajanus cajan (pigeon pea)
Lineage: Eukaryota; Viridiplantae; Streptophyta; Magnoliopsida; Fabales; Fabaceae
Source: RefSeq, a predicted model, not a curated record